UCGCCUGCCCCUGCCGCCGCGGCCGCCGUCGCUGCCGUAGCCGCCGCCGCCACCGCCGCUACUGCUGCCGCCAACACCGCUGGAGAAGAAGCACGAGAGGGGACGCCCCCGAGUGAAAGCCACCAUCCUGCCGGCCUCUCCACCCGGGCCGCUUCCCUUCCGCCCCGGUCCCCGUCCCCUCCCCCCUCAGGUGCCAUCCGCCUCCAUCCGCGCCCUCGAUCCCCCCAUCCCCAGGUGAGGGGGCUGAGCCCCGGUCGCGGAGACCCAAAGGAGCCCGGCAGGGUCAUCAUUUGCAGCGCGACAUGGCAGGAGCUGGAGGAGGGAAUGACAUUCAGUGGUGUUUUUCUCAGGUGAAAGGAGCCGUAGAUGAUGAUGUAGCAGAAGCAGAUAUAAUUUCUACAGUAGAGUUUAAUCAUUCUGGAGAAUUGCUAGCGACAGGAGAUAAAGGUGGGAGAGUUGUCAUCUUUCAACAAGAGCAGGAGAACAAAAUCCAGUCUCAUAGCAGAGGAGAAUACAAUGUUUACAGCACCUUCCAGAGCCAUGAGCCAGAAUUUGACUACUUGAAAAGCUUAGAAAUAGAAGAGAAGAUCAACAAAAUUAGGUGGUUACCCCAGAAAAAUGCUGCCCAGUUUUUAUUGUCUACCAAUGAUAAAACAAUAAAAUUAUGGAAAAUCAGUGAAAGAGACAAAAGACCAGAAGGCUAUAACUUGAAAGAGGAGGAUGGAAGGUAUAGAGAUCCUACUACAGUCACUACACUACGGGUGCCAGUGUUUAGACCCAUGGAUCUAAUGGUGGAGGCCAGUCCACGGAGAAUAUUUGCCAAUGCCCAUACCUACCACAUCAACUCAAUUUCUAUCAAUAGUGAUUAUGAAACCUACUUAUCAGCGGAUGAUUUGCGGAUUAAUCUCUGGCAUCUGGAAAUUACAGACAGGAGUUUUAAUAUUGUGGAUAUCAAGCCUGCCAAUAUGGAAGAGCUCACAGAGGUGAUUACAGCAGCAGAAUUCCAUCCCAACAGCUGUAAUACAUUCGUGUACAGCAGCAGUAAAGGAACUAUUCGGUUAUGUGACAUGAGGGCAUCUGCACUCUGUGACAGGCAUUCUAAAUUGUUUGAAGAGCCUGAAGAUCCCAGCAACAGGUCAUUUUUUUCUGAAAUCAUCUCCUCUAUUUCUGAUGUAAAAUUCAGCCAUAGUGGUCGCUAUAUGAUGACUAGAGACUAUUUGUCAGUCAAAAUUUGGGACUUGAAUAUGGAAGACAGGCCUGUGGAGACAUACCAGGUACAUGAAUACCUCAGAAGUAAACUUUGCUCACUGUAUGAAAAUGACUGCAUAUUUGACAAAUUUGAAUGUUGUUGGAAUGGGUCUGACAGCGUUGUCAUGACUGGAUCCUACAAUAAUUUCUUCAGAAUGUUCGACCGGAACACAAAGCGGGAUAUAACUCUAGAAGCAUCACGAGAAAACAAUAAGCCUCGCACAGUUUUGAAGCCACGCAAAGUUUGUGCAAGUGGCAAACGAAAGAAAGAUGAAAUAAGUGUUGACAGCCUAGAUUUCAACAAGAAAAUCCUUCAUACAGCUUGGCACCCCAAGGAGAACAUCAUUGCCGUAGCGACUACAAACAAUCUGUACAUAUUUCAAGACAAAGUGAAUUAGGCUGGCAUUCCUAGCAGAGGGAGCCACUUCCUGCUUAGUGAGAUAGUUGAAUCUAGCAUUCAUACCUAUAAGAGAGCGGUCCAUUGUGGCGCCCCUUUCCAGUGUUUGACAGUGUGCCAUUCGACAACACAUAUGAUAGCCUCAUGGAGAAAGCUGUGUGGAUGCGUCCCGGGCUGUUCUCCAUGUCUGCUAGCCAUUUAGGAAAGGGAAGGGCACUUUUAAUUUAAUGACUUCUUGCACCAUCUUGCCUGGUGGACUGGACUGGACUGUUGUCAGCAUUGUUGUACUCCACUUUUUAUGCCUUCCAUUGUGAUGACGUCAAACACAGUGAACGCCUUCAGUCAUGCUAUGGGAUUUGUGUAUCCUCAUUACUGUAUCAUUUGUGGGGUACACCCCUCUUUUUUAAAUUAAAUACAGCUCAUUCUUACUGUGGCUUGUAGCAUUCCUCCUCUCUGGCCUCCUGGACUCUUCCCCCUCCAUCUCUUACCCUUGCCCUUUCCACCUGGUCUCGGUGGUGGCAUAUCAAAAAAAGGAAGAACUAAAGAAAGCACACAAAAUGAGUCAGUCUGGGGUCAGUGGUAAUGGGGGUAUAUGUUGCGAACAAAUGUUUUCAUAACAGUUGGCUGUAAUCACUCCUUGCCAUGUCUGGCACUGAAAAUAAGGAAAAAAAACCUACUACUGAAUAAAAGUGACAAAGAAUGGAGAAUCUGGUUUUCUUUUUCUUUUUCUUCUACCUCUUUAAACCACCAAUAUUUUGUGUCAUAUCCUUGGGUGCAGUGAAAUGAAAUGGGUUUCUAUUGUCUCCUUGGUAUUUUUAUGAACUAUUUUUAACAAGUGUUCUUUUCCAUGGAGCCUCGGAGAGAGGUGUGGUUCUGUUCACCCAUACGUUGAACAUAUAUUAUUGUUAAGGGUUCACAGUCUAGAGAUGCUGGAGGGUUCUGUGUUUUGUGUCUGCUUAAUUCUUCUGUUCAUGAAGUUGCUGUAAAUGAGAACCACGGUUGUAGAGCUUCACUUUGAAGUCUUCUUCCAGUGCUUAAUUUCAUUUUGUCUUAGGAAAUACCAAGUAGACAAGCUGACUUUUCUUGCUGUUGUGGCACAGCAGAGUGGAAUUCCAUCUGGAAAUAACUUGGUAGAUGAAGCCCAUGCUGCACUGAAGAGCUGUUUUGUACUGCUUGCUAUGGAAUCAGAAGGAAUUGUACUUUGCCAUAGAUACACCUUUUCUUUUGGUUUUCCAAAGGUAUACUCGGGACAAGCUUUUAAAGGUACAGUGCUGCACGGACUGCAACAGCUGCAUAGUACCAGAUGGGAGUCUACCCACAUUGUCCCAGUGCUGAGGCCCUAGCCAAAGAUGGAGAGUGCCCCAGUUAGUGUGGAACUGCCCUUGGUCAGUCCUGCAGGAAGCUUUAUGGAGAGAGAAUGGACUUUAUUUUUAAAAGAUGAAUGAGCAGGUGUUUAUAUGAGAAUGGUAGUAUAUUUUGGUUGAACAGUAAUAUAACAAUGUUGAAUUUAGAGGACUCUGCGUGCUUAUAUAUUUCCACUGCCUAUUGUUCUUCAGUAAUGAAAAAUGAUUAAACAACUUCACCACAGUUCCCUCUACACUUACACAAAUAUGUCUUGUACAUUAACAUUUUUAGCACACAGGAGAAAUUUUAUGUAAUAAAGUUACUGUAUCUUUUGGACUUAAAUUUGAAUUUGUAUUUAAACGAUGAUAUGUCUGAUUCUUAAUGGCACUUUUACUAAUUUAUUUUGGGAUCUUGGGUGCACUCCUAGUCUUGUUACUUACUCUUUUGGCUUUCAAGUAGAUAGUUGUCUACCCAGAAGGAUCAGCUUUACUCAUUUUUGGUUGGGCAACUUUCUGGAUCUUUCGGGAUGGCGGUUUCCCUACAGUUUGGCCUUGAAACCACCAAGUAGUUCUUAGGAACUUUUUUUUUUUAUUCAAAUGGUAGUUUUGUGAUUCUCAUUCAUAACUAUAAGGGUUAGUUUUAUAUAGUCAAAGGAAACCUACUUGCCAAACUUAAGAUGCCUCUAUUAGGAUUGCUAUCAUAAACUAUUGUAACAUCUUAAGUGGCUUUUUAAUUUCUUUGGUGUAGCAAACUAUAAGCCCAGCCACUCAUUUUAUAUCGUCAACUUUUAUUAAUAAAAAUUACAGAAUAAACCUA
This is a messenger RNA of Alexandromys fortis (reed vole), 3805 nucleotides long. RefSeq names its product protein phosphatase 2 regulatory subunit Balpha (gene Ppp2r2a). The transcript is spliced from 10 exons. The record is from RefSeq and is a predicted model, not a curated record. Gene Ontology annotation, molecular function: protein binding; protein phosphatase regulator activity. NCBI's taxonomy places the organism in Eukaryota, Metazoa, Chordata, Mammalia, Rodentia, Cricetidae. Gene Ontology annotation, cellular component: protein phosphatase type 2A complex; cytosol. The coding region runs from base 303 to 1646 and encodes 447 amino acids.